ACCAGUUCCAAUGGUGGUGCGGUUGUUCGUUGGCGGGCUUCCGGGCGACGUGACGGAAGAGGAUUUAAGGCAGCGCUUCGGAAAAGUGUCUGGAUGCAAGGUAGAGUCGGUGGACUUGGUCAUGGCCCGGGAAAAGGGCCGGGGUAUUCGUGACUUUGCCUAUGUUAACCUGGAGGGAAGGACUCUGGCGACAGAGGAGGCCGCCGUCGCGCAGUACAUUCAAACGUAUCACAACACCAAGUGGAAGGGCAAGCGCUUGCGUGUGGAAGUUGCUCGCCCUGAUUUUCACGAACGACUGCGCGAAGAACGGGAGGCACAGACUGCGGCUUGUGCCGUCGCAGCGAUCCAACUCACGCCGAACGAAAACGUUUCCAUCAAGUCGCUGUAUUCUGGAACGAAGAUACAAUUCGACUAGGUCGCCACCGCGCGUUCCCAUCUUCCGUAUCAAUAAGCCCGGAUAUACCUUACUUCGUUUCCACGGCCACUUCCACCGUUCUGCAGAGACAUAUCCUUCCACCAUAAACAUGCUGCUCCAUCUCAACAUCCUCCACAUCCGCC
Molecule: messenger RNA, 558 nt
Organism: Aphanomyces invadans
Lineage: Eukaryota; Oomycota; Saprolegniomycetes; Saprolegniales; Verrucalvaceae
Exons: 1
Coding region: 11-415 (134 amino acids)
Molecular function (GO): RNA binding
Source: RefSeq, a predicted model, not a curated record